Messenger RNA from Striga asiatica, 420 nucleotides. Lineage: Eukaryota; Viridiplantae; Streptophyta; Magnoliopsida; Lamiales; Orobanchaceae. The record is from the annotation of a GenBank genome assembly.
AUGCAAAAGCCCCCAAUCUCUGAGAAGACGAGGUCGUGCGCCUGCCGACAUCCACAACUCUCGCCGGCAUCACAGGGACGAAAAAAGGCCAGAGCGAGGAUGAGGCACGUGUCGAAGAUCGACGGACGGCUAACAACGGCUGAUAAAGGAUCGUUGGCAGAGAGCAUUGCGGCUGUGGAGCAGCACUAUACGGCGGAGCCCUGUGCGGCUGUCGGGGCGCUGUCGGCUUGGAUGGGGUGGAUGGAGACAGAGUAUCACAACGAAGGGUCCGUCGCCUCGGCAUUUAUAGUUUCUGGGACGGUGCUGGCCGGUUACCUGUCGGAGCCGAAGCUGGCGACGGAAGCCACCGAGAUUAUGAUACACACAACAAUACUAAUGUAUAUUAUGCCGAUGACCCUGGCGGGUUGUGUCUCCGCCUGA